Diachasma alloeum is the source of this 1672-nucleotide messenger RNA. RefSeq names its product SET domain-containing protein SmydA-8 (gene SmydA-1). The record is from RefSeq and is a predicted model, not a curated record. Lineage: Eukaryota; Metazoa; Arthropoda; Insecta; Hymenoptera; Braconidae. Gene Ontology annotation, molecular function: protein binding. Bases 52 to 1638 code for a protein of 528 amino acids. The transcript is spliced from 8 exons.
UCGAGCCGAGAGCGUAGAUUUUUCAAUUGAACUCAGCGGGAAUCAGUAAAAAUGUCUGGCGAGGACAUUUGCGCUGUGUGUCAGCAGCCGGCACAACAAAAGUGUAGCGCUUGCAAGCUCGUAUUUUAUUGUAGUCGUGAGCAUCAAAAGUGUCACUGGAAGGAACAUGCGAGCUACUGUCGACCCUUUAAAAUCGAUAGAGAUGACACUCUCGGUAGGCACUACAUCGCGACGAGGAAGAUCGAAAAGGGAGAGGUGAUUCUGCGGGAAAGGACACCUCUAGUGGCCGGACCUCCUGUGGAAACUCCGCCGGUUUGCCUUGGGUGCUAUGGCAUCUUGCAGGCUGACAAUGCCAAACCUUGCGACAAGUGCGGAUGGCCUUUGUGUGGGGCGUGCCAGGGGCACGGGGGGGAAUGCCAGUUUACCACACAAUUUCGGGAUUCUAAGGUGUCUGUCACUGAAUUCGGAUGUCCGCAUCCAACGUACAGAUGCAUAAAUAUCGUCCGAGCUCUGGCCCUGCGCGAAAGCGACCCCAAAGCGUAUCAACGCUUUCUCGAGCUCCAGGGGCAGUGCCCCAACGACGAUGACUCCCUCGAUUGCAAUCGAGGCGAAGAGCACAAAGCGUUAGCAAGUUUCGUUAAACGAUUUUUCAAGAUCGAUCACAUAAAGUCAGAGGAGAUUAUUAAAAUUGCAGGUAUUCUCCAGAUAAAUGGGCAUGAAGUACCAACGACUGAGCCCCCUCAUAUGGCAGUAUACGACGGAGCUUCGUACUUCGAACACAGUUGUCAUGCGAAUAGUUCCAAGAGUUUUACGGAAAAGGGUGGACUCAUUAUAAGAGCUGCUGUUACAAUUAAUGAAGGGGAUCAUAUAAGCAUGUGUUAUACAGACCCCCUCUGGGGGAUCGCCAACAGACGGCACUAUCUACUGCAGACUAAGUUUUUCCACUGCCAAUGCACUCGAUGCUCCGAUGCAACCGAAUUCGGGACUAUGUACAAUGGAUUGAAAUGUAGCAGAAGCAAUUGCUGCGGAACUAUGCUCCCACCAACUUUCCUGGUCAGAGAUAAUGAAAAAUGCCCGGAUUACUUUUGCAAUAAAUGCGAUGAGACAAUGACUUGGCAAGCGGUGGAUGCCAAGCUGGAGCAGAUUGGAAUUGAAUUGGCGUCGAUGAAGAAGAACGAUGUCAACGAAUGCAUGAGGUUUUUGAAUAAAUACUCCAAGGUUCUGCAUGAGAACCAUUUCUACAUGGUCGAUGUGAAACUGGCGAUGUCUCAGAUGAUCGGACAACAGGCGGGUGGACUCGCCGCCGUGAGCGACGAAAUGCUCAGCGAGAAGAUAUCUCUGUGCAAAAAACUGGAUGAACUGUUUCGUAUUCUCAUGCCAGCUGAAAAUCGUCUCAGGGGUUUAGUGCUCUUCGAGGUACAUGCAGCCAUAGCUGAAUUCGGAAGACGACAGGGGCCGGACCAACUUCGGGGGAUGUUGAUGCUCUCACGAACGGCAUUGCGAGAGGCUUACGAAUUACUCCGGCACGAACCGGAUAUUCUGCCUGAGGGAAAGAUCGCUCGCAUAGCUAACAAAAAUCUCGUAGAAAUGGAUACUAUCAUCAAAACUCUCUGUCAAAACGCAGCUACACCAAUGUGAAAAUAAACCGAUAAUAAUACAUAAAGACAGUAAA